This is a messenger RNA of Amoebophrya sp. A120, 2190 nucleotides long. Lineage: Eukaryota; Dinophyceae; Syndiniales; Amoebophryaceae. The record is from the annotation of a GenBank genome assembly.
AUUAAUGUCGCUUUCUUUCGUGCGUGCCGGUGGCGGUCUGUCGUCAUUGUCAUAGGAGUUGAGUUGAUCACUACAGUGGUGGUGUACUAGUGCAUCUCUACAAUUUCUAUCUGUUUUUUAUGAAAACAGGUGGGCCACCAAUGCCAAUGCGUGCUUAAGCAGCAACGUCGGUCUCCUGUGCGCCAUCGGUGGGAGUAGAUGCGACAUCGGUCGGCCCAUCCCCAUGCUCGCCGUACUUCACGCCAGCACGCGCCGGCAGAAGCUUUUGUUGUUUUACCUGGUUGCGAUGUUAGCGUUUGGGUUCGUGACGCUGUCGACGGGCCACUUGCCCCGGUGGGCGCAGACGGUGGCGGAGGGAUUUCAGGAGCUGUCGGUCGGGGUGCUUCUCGUCGCUCUACAACUGACUUACAUCUGCGCCGUGAGUCUGGGACUACCCAACGUCAUUUUGAACACCGGGACCGCGAUGCUGCUCGCGCGCGAACGCCAAACGGGGCUGAGUUUCGGGGCGGCCUUCCUACUCGCCUGCGUGGUCGCGGCCAUUGGCCUGGUGGUGGGCGGGUUGCUGGCCUACCAGCUUGCGCGGACGGUCUUCCGCGAUUACGCACUGAAGAUCGCCGAAUCUUCGUGUGAGGAAGAGGAAAACAAGCUUGAUGCUUGUUAUUUGCCAAGCGGUGAGUUGCCCCUGGCGCACGAGGGCACGACGAGCACAAGGAACGCUGGCUCCAGAGAUGAUGAGAGGACCACGACCCCGCCAUCCCCUGCUUCGCUCGGGGGCACUCCUACAACUUCUCGCACGAAGAGGAAAGGCUUUUACUUCAAGGCGCUGCAGCGCGGCCUGCAAGACAACGGAAUCUUUCUCACCGCCCUCAUGCGGACGUCGCUGCCGCACCUGAUGAUAAAUUACGGGCUCGCGAUGGUGCACAUGGAGCCGGCCCCCGCAGCUGCCGACGAGGAACAUCGAGCGGAUAAGCAGGGAGAAGAGCCCCGUCGCCAAGUAGAACCCGAUUCCGGAGGACCGAGUAGAGAAAGUACGUUGCCGCCCGCGAGACGCCUUCCGUCCGGUUUCCCGCUGCGCAGCCUAUCGUCUGGUGCAAAAUUGAUGAAUGGCCAUGCAGCGUGGUGUUGUGAGUAGUGCAGCAGCGUGGUGUUGUGAGUAUUAAUUAGCUUCCAGACGAAAAAGUCCAGGGUUGACCACGUCGCUCGGCACAGCGCUCAAAGCGUGCAUGGCCAGCUGCCUUGGUAGGAACAAGGUUGGCCAUGCACUGCAUAGGUCGCUACUCUCCUGGGCGAAAAUUGCCAUGCAGGUUUGGGUCUGGUCUUUGACAAUUUUGCCUAUGAUGCGGCUUUGUUCUGGGGUACGUGGGUCACGUCCCCUGGAUUGUGGUGUACUCCUGGCUCGGAUGCAGUUUGGACUCUCUCUAUCCCUGCGGAAUGAUUUACCUUGUGGCAAUUGUGCGUGUAUUUUCCCCGCUUCACAGCUGCGGCGACCUGCAAAAUGAAUGCUCAUGCAUGCAGAGCCGGCGUGUCUUUUUUCGCGUCCUCGACCUUGACGCAACGGCGGCCUCAAGCAGAUUAUUCCACUGCAUACGCUCGCGGACUUAAUCUCCGGCACCUCGGAGGAUGACUCGGACACGUGGCGAACCUGGGGCGGCCUCAUCGCACUGGCUGUCACGAGUAUUGUUCUCACACUGGUCAUGUGCAUUGCAAAUAUGUCUGGGUCCUCUGGAAGGAUGCAGACUGUUCUUAUGCGAAGUCUCGACCACAAAAAAAUCUGUGUUGCAUGAACCCCAAAAGCUGGCGUCCACUUCUUGUUAGGCAACAGCCGGAGUUCUCGCGCGGGAAGGGCAUCAAGAAGGUCUCGCAAAAUCUGUGAUGCUCUUGUGUGCAUUCCAGACCAUGGGUGUGGUCCACGGCGAGAUGCAGGACAAAUACUUGCAUUCUUGCAGUCCCAGACAGAUUUGCACUCGAUAGGCCACCCGCCGGGAGUUGCGGAAGCUCGUUGACGCAGAGGAAAAGCGCGCAGGCAAGUAAAGCUGCAUGAUAUUUUCAUGGCAAAAAUCCCGAACGCGGGAUGGCAUUCGUUUUCGUAUUACAAUGUAAGGGUCAAACUCAAACAUAACCCAAACACUUCAUAGAAAAAGAGGAAAUCAAUGCUGCAAUUAUGGCUCGUGCGUGCCUACUAGAGUUGCU